AUGUUAACUGAUAAGAUAAAUGAGGCUAUUGUUUGUUCAAAUAUCAAUACAAAUUCAAAUGGUUCUGUAUCUUCUAACAACAUAGACAAUCCGGUUGCUGCUGAACAGCCAAGUGAUAAUGUGCCCACUGUAAACGAUUUUAAACUGCUUGAGGAUGAUUUUAGAAGGGGGAUUUCUGAAUAUAAGUCUUACAACUACUCUAAAUCCUUUAAAACAUUAACAAAAGUUGUGGAAAAUUCAGUUUUAUUGAAGGACUCAAACACUGAAAAGAAGACCUUAAAAUACUUAUCUAAACUUUGUAUAUUAAACGCCGAUCAUGAAAAGGCUUUAUGUUACUUAAAUAAACUUGGUAUUAGUCCUAAAUCACUCAGUUUGUUGGUAAGAUGCCUAUAUCUUAAGUAUGAAAAAACUAAAAACAAAAACCUGUUAUAUACUGUAAAACAUCUUUUAAACUUAAUUUUAUCAUGCCCUCAUAGUGUAAAUAAUGCAGAAAAGCAGACUUGUGACAAAGAUAAUUUUAAUUUUGUUAUUAAAAAUAAUCUCUUACUAUGUCAAGUGUUUUGGGAGCUGGAGGAAUAUGUAUCAUACUUCAACUUACUGGAUAAAGUUAACCUCUACAUCAAUAAAUCUAACAUACGUAUUAAGAAUAAGAAUUUAAUUUUGUUUAACAAGGUUGCGAGUCUUUCCUCUGCAACUAAAUCCCAAAAUUGUCUUACCUCGGUUGAAAAUCAAUUGAAUGAAUCAGAGUCUUUUGUGAAAGAGCUUGAAAACAAACCCCUUGACAGUUUUCAAGAUGAAAGAGUUGAUUUGGUUUAUGAGAUAACAAUUAAUUUGCUAGAAGAUGACCUUGAGUUGAUGAUAAAUGGAGGGUCAGUGAAGGACAUUUUACAACAAUUAUUGGAGUUUUAUGUAAAUCUUGAAAAAACACAGUGUGACUGGAUGAAUAAAUACGUAUAUUUAAGUGUGGAUAUCGAUGAAAAUAAAACUGUAAGGACAGAAUCUGAUCUUACUCCUGAAUCUAAAAGAGCCAGACAAAGUAGACAGGGGCAGAGAGAUGUAAAAAGAAGAGUAAUAGCAGUAGAAGGAGUCUCAGCAAAGUCAAUAUAUUUAAAAAAUUACUGGACAUCUGUUUGUAACUUCUUCUACCUGAACGAUUUUAAUAAUGCACUAAAUUCAAUAAGUAGUUCACAUGGAAUAGUUAGGAAUGAUGAGGAAGAAGGUGAGGAUGCUGUGGGAACAAUAUACCCAAGUGAUAUUGCAAGGUUCCUAAAAUACUCUGAAAGCCAAUAUAACUUGGAUAUAAUGAUGAACAUAGGAUUUAAAGGAAAAUUAACUUUCUCAGAGAAGAGUAGCUUAUAUUUGUUGGUAAAUUUUUUCCUUAAUUUUAAGACAAAUAAGGCAUCAGUAAUGUCAUUUUCACUGAACCUUCUCGAGUUUCUGUUAAAAAAUCAACAUGUUGGAAACAAUUACAAGGAAUAUCAACUUUUAAUAUCCUAUCUUUAUACAAAUAUAAACAAAGUGCUGGUUGAACGGAUUUAUAAUGAUAGAAAUAAAGGCGAAAAACAGUAUGAUAAUAAUAAUAGUUCUCAUGUUGUACAAGAUGUUCUUUUUAACACUCUGUUCAGAUAUAAUAAUUUUUUUUCAAGUAGUAACUACUAUGUCCAGAAAUUUAAGAGAAUAAAUGAGAGAUACUCGAUAAGAAUAUUGUUUACACUGUAUAAAAACAUCAAAUCUGCACAGAGUAAAAAUGACAAUAACAACAGAAAUGGUUAUAGUAAGGAGAUGGAGGUUGUUAAUUCGGCUUACAACACAUGUUUAUUCCAUAUGUAUAAACUGUCAAAGAGGGACUUUUUUAAAAAGAUUCAUCUGCUUUAUUUUCAUACUAAGAGGAUAUCCCCAAAAAGGCUGGAGAUAAACGAUUACAUAUGUAAAUUAAUUAAACAAUAUAACUAUAUAAUGCAGUAUGAAGGCAGAAAUUUGGGUUUAAAUAUUAAUAUGUGUGAGAGGAAAAAGAAAAUUAUGACAAGGAAUGGAAAACUAAAAGGGUACAUUAAUAGGCUUUUGAAUAGUAUGUCUAAUUAUUCAUUAAAUGAAACUAACCUUGAAGGGCUUUUGGACAAAUUUAUUAAAAAGUUCUUCAUAAUCCUUUCUAAACAUGUGGACAUUUCAGCGGUUAGGUGUUUAUAUUAUUAUAAUCAAGGUAUUGGAGUGGUAGAUGAUAAAAUUAGUGAAGUGACUAUGAUACAUGAUAAGUACCUGGACAUGAAUUGUGAUAAACACUUCUUAACUGAGUUGCGGGAAUUUCUGGUUGAAAUAGCAUGCUUGAUAUCUGUGAAUGAAACACUCCCGAAAUGGACUAAUAAAUUUCUUCUUUUUCUUGGUGAUAUUUUGUCAGUGAUAUCUUUCAGCCUCCAUAAAAACAUAACAAACAUACAGAUUAAUGAUAAGUUCAACAUACUAAAUAACGUGUCAUUCAGUCAUCAGUUUUUGAUAACACUGUCUUCAACACUGUUAGUAAUAAUCAACAAGCUAUACUACUACAAGUGUUCAUAUGUACUUUCACCUACAACAUGUUCAAAUGAAACGGGUACAUGUGGGAUGACUGAUAAAAUCAAUGUUUUCGUUAAUUGUUUGAAGCAAGUGGAAUUGUUGGAUGGGUUCAGUUUAGUGUUGAAUAAUACAAUUUCAAGGAUAUAUACCAACGUAGUGUUUAUAAUCUACUACCUGGUUAAUUAUCUAAUGUCAGAUUAUACAAACCAGGACUCAAAAACAAUAUACUACUUAUUCCUUACUUUUUCACAAACAACGGUCAUUAUUCUGUCAUCAUUUUUCUAUAUUAAACUCUAUUCACCAAUAAAUAACUGUAAUGAAGAUGUUUCUGAUGUGGUUAAAAUAGAAUUCCCCUGUUUUCUACAAGUAUUGAAUGAAAAUUUAGAUUUGAGUCCGUCACAAGGCUCAUCUUUUAGUGAAGCAAGUGAUGAUUCUGAUAUCUGUAACGUUAUAAGUGGGAAUAUAAUGGACUACUAUUACACAUUUAAUAAUAUUCUGGACUCACUAUUACAGAUUGACUCGUUAUUUAGAGAAAAUGAUAUUAAUAUAGAAACGACACUUAUACCAACUAAGCUUGGGGAUUAUCUAUUAGUAAGUUCUAACGGAUUGGAGUUCUCAGAUUCACCCUCUAAUAUAAACCUGAACCUGUACACCACCAUCUUGAACAAGUUCACAGACCUGUUUAAUUUUGAUGUUUUAAGUAAUUUCAAGACGGAUUUGCAAAUUGUUGAAAGCCCUAAUCAUUUGCUGAACGAUGAAUAUACAAGCAUAUUCACCAAAUUGUACCAAAACAUUGUAAGAAGUAAGACAUAUAAGGCUGAUUACAAAUCCAAUGAAAAUGAGUUUGAAGAAUUUUUUGUGAAUUUCAGAGAAAGGAGUUUAUUGUUUAAUAAAGAUGUUACUCACUUGAUAAAUGAAAUGUUCAGUAAGUGCAUAACUAAUAUAGCCAGGGAAAUCACAUCUCCAGUAACUGCUCUUAUGUUCAUAUAUUUUAAAAAGUUCGAGAUCUUUGACAACACCCUUGACUCCUUUAAAGCCAUAUUUGACCAGAUUUCCAUACCACUUCAGGAUAAAACGCCAUUCUUCAAAUUGUAUCCAAACCCACUAAUAAUUCACACCACUAAGACUCCUAAUGUAGUUAGUAACAAAAGCAGUUUUGAAAGUAUAAAUAAUCAAGAAACAGAAAUUCCUAAAGAAGACCUUGAAAACCAGUUACAGGAAUCUAGUAAAGUAAACUUAGAAGUUUUAUCUGAACCUCUAAAGACUUCCAAUACAGAUGGUGGUGAUGAAUCUGGACUAGAAACUCUUAGUUCGAAUUUGGGACCUGAGAGUGGUUUGGACCCAAGAUUGGUGGAAUAUGUGAAUUAUACAAGCAAGAUUGAGAAUUUUUUAAAAUCAGAUAAAAUGUUUGAUUACUACUCUCAAGUAGAACAAAUAUAUUUAAGCGCACCGGAAUAUGAGUGUAUGAACACACACAAAAUGAUGUACCUCAAGAAACUUAAAACAUAUACUAACAUUGAUAAUGUGGUCACAUUUGAUAUUGAAAGUUAUUCACCAGAACACUUAGUUGAACGGUUGGAAGUUCUGAACAUGGCUAGUGUGGUGCUUCCAAAAAGCUAUGAUGUCUUAUUUCUCUCAAUCAUUGUAAAAUUCGAGCUGUUUUUAUCAAUUGUGGAUGUUAAACCAUUUCAUUCCAGAUACUCAUUUCAUGAAACUAUUUCAGCCUUUAAUGUCAUUAAUUCCAAGCUUAUGACUGUUAGUAGUUCAAAAGUUUCCCACGUUUGCAGGCUUGACCACAUGGAAAUUGUUAAGCAACUGUUAUACCUCCUGUAUAUUGCAAUAGUUAGGUACUCGAAACUCUCAACUAACACAUCAAACUUUUCUGACAAGAGAUUGUUGUUCUACAACGAGUAUGAUUGUACUGAGUAUAAAAAAAGUGAUGUGGAAAUUCCUGGGACUUACAGUUUUAAGUUAACCAAUAGGAUAAAUCUGUUUUAUUUUAUAAGGAUAUCAUUGUUACUGUAUCUAUUGAAGAGGGGAGAGCUAAUACCAGCCGCUCUUUUGUUCCAAGAUUACGCUCUACUUAUGAAAAAUAUAGAUUCAUCUGUUGAAGUUGAUUAUUAUUCUCGGCCCUUGAAUAGUAUUGAUGAUUUCGUGUCAUUUAUGCCCUGUACCAAGGUUUACCACAACACAAACUAUGCCUACCUGCUGUAUUUCCAGAUUAAGAUACUUGAGAGAAUAACAAAGAACGUGCCCACUACAAGUGAACUUUGGAUUUCAAUGUACACCAAAAUAUUAUAUAUUUACAAGACUUACCUCGAGAUGCUGGUCCGUAACAAAUCUUUGGAUAAUACUAGAGUUUCCGUAGAAGACGAUGAAAAUGAUGAGAUUGAGGAAUCAGAAGUUGAAAAUGGUGAAAUGUCGAUGGAUCAGUUGAAUGAAGUAUUUGAGAGAUUAUAUGACUCUGGGAACAUGGACGAUGAGCUGAUAAUAUCAUACUACAAACUACACUGCUCAAGGAUGAGGUUAUGUUACAUAAUGCCAAAGUUUUACUACCUAGCUGCACCAUAUUCGUUCUCGUCUGAGCACAAUUCUCUCUUUAAAGAACGGAAAUUCAAGGAUAAUUUGUCAUAUUCGAGGUACUACCAAUGGGGAACACAGGUGGAAUUUCUAUGUAAACACAACAACAUUGACAGGAAUAAAGUAAUGGAGGAUAUAGUUUUGUUUUAUAACAAAAUCAAAAACAGUGUUGAUCGUGACAUCGUAUGUUUGGUGUGUUACAAGUUGGCGAUUUACUACCACAAUGUGGGAGAUAUUGACAAAUUGCUUGACCACCUUGAAGAGAUGGUUAAAAACAUCGUUUUACCCGAUGAUUACUCAAGAUUUGCAAUGAACUUUGAAAUAACAUUCACGAAAUCCUGUAAGAAGAUAGUCACAAACACCUCAAACAUACUAAUUAAUAUGGUGUGCCAGGAGGUUCAAAGUUCUAAGCUUGUGCAGGAUGAACAUACAAUGGCUUUUAACGAAUAUUAUCUAAACUGUUCCGAUGUUAGUGUGGACCAAGUAAAAGCAAAAUCAAAGGUGAAAAGCUUUAAAAAAGCCGUUGGAGCCUGGAUAUUCUCAGGUUUAGAAAAAUUAGAAAAACUGGAAGAUAUACACAGGCUGAUUGUGGUGAUGAUUGAAAUGUUAGCUAAGUUGAAUAAGAAAUUUAAGGAAUUACCUCAAGAUAAGACAAACUCGUUGCUGUUCUCCACAUUAAACUACACACAAAAUGUCAUUAUCAAUUCUCUAUGUUACUGUUUCAUGUUGCUCGUAUACUCCUGUCCUCACGUGUUAUCUGUAUCAACAAUGUCCCAAGUUCUAAAGAUUGAAGACCUUAUAGAAAUUGCAAAAUCCCAAAAAAUUGUCAAAAACAAGCCAAACCAUUCUACGUAUAUGUCCAAGAUACUGUGGAAACUUAUAACGUCUAAUUCUGGGAAGGAUGAUGUGUACCAAUAUCUGGAAGCAAAGGGCGUGUUUCAUCACUCAAGUAUCUCUAGCGAAUAUAACUCUAACUCCGCAACUCUAGAUCUUAGAAUCCUAAAGGAUUUGUUUUACCUCUUGAACCUUAAACUUUACCUUAAACCCGUUGAAAUAACAAAUAAACUCUCUGAAAUUUUUGUCGACGCCUGUAAUAGACUUCUCUACAUGAUACCAGAAGACCCUUCACUUCUCACAAAAUCCCAGGAUAUCACUCUUCCAUCAGGAAGAACCGUGAAAAUUAGUGACGAAUGGGUUCUUAAUCAAAGAAUCACGACAAAUCAAAAGGCAGCCUCUGCAUUCAAUGAAGCCAUAAAUAAACCAGUUUAAUUUUAUUGUAAACUUA
Messenger RNA from Theileria parva strain Muguga, 6415 nucleotides. RefSeq names its product putative integral membrane protein. Bases 1 to 6399 code for a protein of 2132 amino acids. Lineage: Eukaryota; Apicomplexa; Aconoidasida; Piroplasmida; Theileriidae. The record is from RefSeq and is a predicted model, not a curated record. The transcript has 2 exons.